This is a messenger RNA of Betta splendens (Siamese fighting fish), 1190 nucleotides long. RefSeq names its product tubulin folding cofactor C (gene tbcc). Bases 54 to 1103 code for a protein of 349 amino acids. The record is from RefSeq and is a predicted model, not a curated record. NCBI's taxonomy places the organism in Eukaryota, Metazoa, Chordata, Actinopteri, Anabantiformes, Osphronemidae. Gene Ontology annotation, molecular function: tubulin binding. Gene Ontology annotation, biological process: post-chaperonin tubulin folding pathway; tubulin complex assembly. The transcript has a single exon. Gene Ontology annotation, cellular component: cytoplasm.
CGAAGAAGAAGACGUGACGUUUCACUUCCGCAACAACCCGACGGAACAACAACAUGGAGGCGACGGCUGAAGUUCAGCAGGAAAACGGGUUCCAUGAUGAAACCGGGUCCGCUAAAAUGCACGAGCGUCUUCAGAAACGGCAUCAGGCGAGGGUCGAGGACGCGGAGCGCAGGAAGGAAGCUAAAGACAGCCAGUCCGUGGCCGAGGAGAAGGGGGAGUACUUCUCCAGCGCUUUCAACAGGGAGCGGUUGUCCAUCGAGGAGCUUCUGUCCAGCUGCCCCGGAGCAGAGCGAGCAGCGGUGGCCCAGCGGCUGGAGGAGGCCACGGCCAGAACGGGGCAGCUCCAGAAGUUUCUCAACGACAGCGUGCUGUUUCUAACGCAGUACGAGCUGAGACAAGCCCAGCAAGCUCUGCAGAAGCUCCAAGCCUCGCUGGCUGAAGCGAGAGAAGAGGCUCUGCCCAAGAAAAAGUUUGCGUUCCGGACCCGAACCAAAGCAGCAGACAAAGCAGCAGCACCGGCACCAGGCCUGGUACCAGACCUGGUGUCAUCUGACGCCGGUGAACACGCAGGUUCUGUUCAAGUGGACGGCGCUGCGGUCUCUGAGCAGUGUGGCUUCUCCAACAUGCACGGCCAGGUUCUGACCAAAACAUCGGAUGAGAUCCAGAAACGAGACGUGCUGUUGACUCACCUCACCCACUGCAAGGUCCGGCUGCUCGGUUCCCCCAGCACGCUGCACCUGAAGCACAUCGACGGCUGUGAGAUCCUGUGCGGCCCCGUGUCCAGCUCUGUGUUCGUUGAUCAUUGCAGGGACAGUACGCUGGCCUUCCCCUGUCAGCAGCUGCGGACCCACAACACCACGGACACGCAGGUGUACCUGCACGUCACCAGCCGGGCCAUCAUAGAGGACUGUCAUGGAGUGGGCCUGGCCCCGUUCUCCUGGUCCUAUCCGCAGCUGGAGGAGGACUUCACCGUGUCAGGCCUAGACCGGGACAGGAACAACUGGAGUCAGGUGGAUGAUUUCAACUGGCUGGCAGCUGGAACCGCGUCCCCCAACUGGAGCGUCAUCCCAGAAGUAGACAGGAAAACCAGCUGGGACCCCUAGAAAUACACAUUGUGCCCAAAUGAACUGUUUAAACCAGAACACAGUAACUAAACUGCUUAAAUAAAUACCUAUAGUAAGACAGUGUGA